Molecule: messenger RNA, 490 nt
Organism: Paramecium primaurelia
Lineage: Eukaryota; Ciliophora; Oligohymenophorea; Peniculida; Parameciidae
Source: the annotation of a GenBank genome assembly
AUGAACAUUCAACCAAUUAUAAGUGGAGAUUGUGUUAAGAUAGCAAUCAAUUUUUAUAAUAAAAUGACAUUUAUUGAUCCAGAUACAAUAGAAUUUGAAGAACCAUAGAUUGAAUAAUCUAAAGAAUGCAUUUGUCCAAUUUAAAGUUUGUUCUUUGAUUGGGUGAGUAUAUAAUAUGCAAAAUAGAGACCAUAAUUGAAUGAUUAUCAAGUUCAUCCACAUUUAAAUUUAAUAGAUUGUAGAUGUGCUGGAGUUGAUACAGUGGCAUAUUAAUUUGUUUAUGAAGCAUGUGAAUUAGGUAUGCUAUAGCACAAUGAACAUCUUAGGAUCAUUUAGAAAUGACCUUAUAGGAAUUCCUAUUGAAGUUGUAUAAUAAGGAUAAGAAGUAGUAACAGAAUUGAACAAAGUAGGUCUUGUAAGUGAUAGAGAAUGUAAACUCCAAUUAAGAAAACAAGAUUAACUAAUAUUCUAUUUAACAAGUGGAGAUUGA